This is a messenger RNA of Stereum hirsutum FP-91666 SS1, 1633 nucleotides long. RefSeq lists its product as uncharacterized. The record is from RefSeq and is a predicted model, not a curated record. Bases 566 to 1633 code for a protein of 355 amino acids. NCBI's taxonomy places the organism in Eukaryota, Fungi, Basidiomycota, Agaricomycetes, Russulales, Stereaceae. The transcript has a single exon.
ACGUACGGAAUUAUAUCUGCUCUAUGAUGCGUCCGCAAUAUUGCCUUGUCUCGGAGAGUCUGCGUUGACGGACUCAGACAUUUCGAUCUCCGUCUCAGUCGGCUUCACCGGGAAACUCAGGCGGUUUUCACGACCUUCAAUGCACACAUACGCCUACAAGAAUGCCUCUAGAUUAUAGGACUGGACAUCAUUCUAUACGAUGUAUGCAAGAUGCUUCGCCACCGUGAUCAUCUACGUGAAAUCGAACGAGCGACCGCAAUACAUCUGUAGAGUAUGGGCUUCUCUCGGAGGUCCCGCUACUACCACUCACUCGCGGCAGCAUCGUCUCUCAAAAUGUCUCAGACCAGCAGUACUAGCUUCAAACCGACGACGUCACUGUAAGACUCGUGGAUCAUAUAAAUAGUCGUUGAUAUGUUCACUGUCUCCCUUUUACCCUGUUUUCGAGUGAGCGCCCAUAUCUUCGUCCCUAAGCGCUGAUCGCCAGCCCACAUUCCCUGCUAUCCUUUGAAGCCACUUAUCCUUGGACAAUUUUGUCAUCUCCCUCCGAGUACAUUGACGUCUCAGUAUGGCCAGCACCUUCUCCACUUGGACGCAGUCCUCCAACUCAAACGUCGACUUCAAGACAGGUUUUCUUGCUCCCCCUCCCACCCCAGUCAGGAUCAAGACUAACACCCGCACUGCUCGCGUCUAUAAUGGCCGCACUCAUCGUAGCCAAGCCCAUCCCCACCAUGGCCACACUCGCACCGCUCAACUCCCUCCGCCCCCGAUUCCGGUCCCCAUCCCCAUCAGAGCCAACAACCGGACAGGUCACGCGCACUAUGGGCAAACUCGUAACACUCCUACCGCCGCACCUCCCAGCACGAAAGUCAAGAAGGCCACGAACCCAUCGGCGCUGACCACCAGUUCUACCUCCACAAACGACACCUCCGACACUACCAAAACCACCACCUCGAUCGUCUCGCGUGCCUCCUCCGCCAUCUCCGCCAUGACCUUCCGCGCCGUCGCCUGGCUCUCCGAGGGCGUCCGUAUCUGCAUCAUCCUCUACAUCGCCAUGUUCUUCAUGUCUCUCUUCUUCAUGGUCUUCAGCUACGUGACGCCCGACAGGACACCCAUCGGUAGCGGAGGGAUGCUCGAUGCCAGCAAUCCCAAUUCCUCUUUCACCGGCAACAGCAACAGCCUCGGUUCAACGGGAACGAACGCAAGCGUGACUGGCUCGCCGUACGACCCUCCCAUGAACCUCGAUCCCACCUCCGAAGCGCGCCAUACGACGGAUUUCACGCCUUACGAUCCUAUCAUCACUACCACCGUAUUCAUCGUCAUCGCCGUUUCGCCGAUCUUGUUGGGACUGGGAUGGAUGGUCUAUGAUGCGAUUUUUGGGGGGUUUGAGAGGACGAGGGCGCUUUGGGUGAAUGUGAGGGCGGGGUGGAGGUGGAAGAUUGAUGGGAGGUGGUGGAGGUAUGGGAGGCUUGGAGAGAAGGCGGACGGGGAGGGGGAUGGGGAGGAGGGGCAGGGUGCGGGUGCGGGUGCGGGGAUGAGGGGGUGGGGGAGGGGGAGGGGGAGGGAGAAGGGUGGGGAUGAGGAGUCGGUGACGUAUAGCUAUACUAGAGAUCAGAGUCGAGACUGGAAUGUCUAG